This is a messenger RNA of Botrytis byssoidea, 2253 nucleotides long. RefSeq lists its product as uncharacterized. Lineage: Eukaryota; Fungi; Ascomycota; Leotiomycetes; Helotiales; Sclerotiniaceae. The transcript has 3 exons. Bases 1 to 2253 code for a protein of 750 amino acids. The record is from RefSeq and is a predicted model, not a curated record.
AUGGACCCUCGACAAAGUCGCAAUGUUCCUAAAUAUGGCGCCUGGUCAGAGAACCCCCAAAUAUCAGGACUUACACCCCUCGCCCCUCUUUUCCCCAAACCAAACAUGGAUCCUGAAGAAAUUGUUCUCCGGAAUCGAAUUGAAGAUUUCCAACGAGAGCAAUUUGAUGGAUUCACCGCUCGGGAAUUGGCGGAUAUGGAUGUUAUCACUGACAGGCAAUUGAAAGAGUCUACUCUGGAUAAUCCCAUCAUGCCGCUUUUUCAACAGCAGAGAUGGGAAAUACAACCUCAUCAGCCGGAUUUGACGAGAGAUCAUAUGUAUCCGCUGAUAAUCGAUGGGGUGCAGAGGGGCGAUUGGUCAAUGCAUAAUCCGUUGGUGUAUGAGAAAAUGAAGCCGGUUUUGCAAUUGGCGAGUAGGACUAUAAUGAGCAUGUAUACAUUACCGUGGUUCGCAGCUCUGAUAUUCGGUCAAAGAGUUCCGAUAAAUCUAGCGAGGAUUCGUCCAAAAGAUGAAGUGCCGGAUAAUUUGGUCGCAUUUUUGCCAUACCAUAUCACAGAUUACAGUGUCAUUCGAAAGAAAAUGGAGCAGGUAUUCGAAGAUCUAGAAAAGAACUGGAACUGCAAAUUCGGCUUCAUGUCACCCGAUGAAGAUCCUCGCGGUCCAGAAUAUCCCAUUGAUCCAGAAGACGAGCUUCCAGAUAGUGUAUAUGGGCUUACCGUAACAAAUUAUCAAUACAUGGAGUAUCACGAAGCGGAAGAUAAAGAAUGGCAGAUUUAUGUAUGGCUUGCUUAUUCGAGGUUACAAUCAUUGUUUAGAAAUGAUCUGACUACUUCGGAGAGGAAAAUGGUGGAAUGGGCUACUGCUAUUACGCUUGUGCAUGAGAUUAUUCAUGCGAUUAAUUUUGUUUGCCCGAGGAUUGAUGGGACGAGAGUGCAGAAUCCGGAUGAUGAGAAUCCGCCGUGGUUUUUUGAUGAGGAACCGUUGGCUGAAGCGGGGUUUAGCUUUGAGGUUGCUUUGAAUGGCGGGACAGUCCGUUCUUUUACGACGGCGGUAAAAGGGAUGCCAUAUGGGCAUUGGUUUGAGACGGUGUGGCCGUCGGUAGAGAGUCAGGAUCUUUGUGGUUCGAAGAGUAUCACGUUAAUGAACCCCGGACCUUUUGAUUACCAAGAAAAAUUCCCAAUACCAGCUUCUUUCUAUGAAGACAUGCAGCAAAGAGAGUUUUGGGAUUAUACGGUACAUAGAUUCGGACACAAAUUAUUUCACUACCGAUCAAUCAACCAUGGCGUUCGUCUCAACUUCAACAUCUAUACAAAGAACCGAACGCCGAUAAAAUUUAGAGAUAUAUCAACUAUACGUAUAGGUCCGGUUACUCCUGAACUAGGCCAUGAUAAUCAAAUCCUGAGAGAGAGAUGGAAAAGUGUCCAUGCAAUAUUGGGUGCGCAAGGCGAAACCGAAGAGGGCAAAAUCGCUUUAAGGUUCGGAAUGUCCCUAUUGCAAAGUUCCAAAAUCGAGAGGUCGUUCUGGACGUAUGAAGAAACGCAGCGGAGAGGUGUCGCUGCGAUAUUUGAACAUCUCAGUAAACAGAGCGUCUCGGAAGAAGAACGACUCUCUGAUUUUACGCACUUGAUUGGAUUUAUGUGGACGAUUGUCCAGAAUCACAAAAUUAAAAUCGACGCUCUCUUAAAAUCAGGUCAAGCUGAUAUUCCGCAAAUCCAGGUUCCUUCGGAAGAACGUCGAAGAGCUUUACUUGCGUGGAAUAGAGGAACAUCCAUUUUUGUAAAUCAAUGUUUGAAAGAAUUUCCCAACGCUUCAGAAGAUCACAGAUUCCAACUUUCGACUCUGAGACUGAGUCUCGAGAUCCUGCGCUUGCAGCUCUUUUCUCCGAACCUCCGCGUCGAGACGAUUAAAUCUGGACCUAAUUUCAUAGAGCUGGCUUUGUUACUCCAUCUGCAGGUUGCAUUUCUCAAAGGUGAUAGGGUUUUGUGUCGGGAUCAUGUGAAGAAGAUUAGGGAGAUAGAGGGAUGUUCAAUCUUUGCAUUUUUGUGUACGUUGUGGAUAGAUACGGUUAUCUAUGAGGGAUCUGAGACGGAUUUGGAGAGGGUAAAGGGUAUGAGAGAAUUUGAGGCGAUGGGAAAGUGGUGGAGAGAGUUAUCGGAGAAGAGUAGUGAGGGAGAGUGGAAGGAGAUGUUUAGGAUUUGGGAGGAGGUGAGGAAGGAUGCGGAGCGGACACUUAGGAGCGCGCAUCAUAUGUAG